Macadamia integrifolia is the source of this 1571-nucleotide messenger RNA. RefSeq names its product methyltransferase N6AMT1-like. The transcript has 4 exons. Gene Ontology annotation, cellular component: eRF1 methyltransferase complex. The record is from RefSeq and is a predicted model, not a curated record. Gene Ontology annotation, biological process: methylation. The coding region runs from base 152 to 1018 and encodes 288 amino acids. Gene Ontology annotation, molecular function: nucleic acid binding; S-adenosylmethionine-dependent methyltransferase activity; protein methyltransferase activity. Lineage: Eukaryota; Viridiplantae; Streptophyta; Magnoliopsida; Proteales; Proteaceae.
AACAGGUCGAGAGGAAAAAAAAUCGAAGCUUUGGCGCUCUUCUUCACCCAACGUUCUCUUGAUCUCUCUUAUUACUCUUUCUUCUUUCGUUCGGAGUUCUUCACAUAUAGACCCCCAAGGAAAUUGGUUUCUACUUAUUUGGGGAACUGACAUGGAGCCCCAAAUAGAAGCCAGCGCUCUUAAACCGACUCUGCCCUCCAUUAGAACAAAAGAGGAUCAAUGGAGCAGUAAACCAGUCUCAUACAAAAUGUCUGCCAGAAGUGCCCAGAUCCGCCUUGUGAGCUCCCAUCUUGAGGUUUAUGAACCAUGUAAUGAUUCGUUUGCAGUGGUUGAUGCACUACUAGCUGACAGAACACACUUGUUAGAGCAUAGGCCAACGUUGUGUAUGGAAUUAGGUUGUGGUAGUGGUUAUGUGAUCACAUCACUUGCUAUAAGGCUUAGACAGGAGGGUGCUGGUUGCAGUUACUUUCCAAGUGAUACUAGCCCACAUGCAGUGAAAGUGACUUGUGAAACAUUUGAGGCACAUGGGGUCCAUGCAGAGGUUUUAUUGACUGAUAUUGUAUCUGGGUUGGAGAGACGAUUGGCAGGUAUGGUGGACAUGAUGGUUGUGAACCCACCUUAUGUUCCAACACCAGAAGACGAAGUGGGUCGCAGUGGGAUUGCUUCUGCUUGGGCAGGAGGUGAGAAUGGGAGGAGUGUCAUUGACAGAAUCCUGCCUAUUGCAGACAAACUUUUGUCGAACAGGGGCUGUUUGUACAUGGUCACGCUAGCUGCUAACAACCCCUCUCAAAUAUGCCAUAUAAUGAGAGAGAAGGGCUAUGCUUCCCGAAUUGUUGUUCAGAGAUCAACUGAGGAAGAGAGCCUCCAUGUUAUGAAAUUCUGGCGAGAUUCUGAAAUUCAAGUGGGAACAAAGGAGCAACUAACAGAAAAUAAAACAACUCCUUCAGUGGUAAUGGACUCUCUACUGACACAGUUUCCACGCUUGGCUUUUUGGAGAAGUGGCAGCUGCAGUAGCUGAAUACAAAGCAAACAGGGUUUAACAUCUUCACUUUGCUUCCUUCUCGGAUUGGCCUAGCUCCUGGUGGCAAGGUUGAGAUCCAUCCUCUGUUGGAGCAUAUGGUUUUCUUAUAAUGAAUUGGUUCCUGAUGAAGCUAGCCUCAAGGAUGCCCCAGAUCACCACUGUAUUCUAAAGAAGCUUCGUCAGUCUCUCUGGAUUUUCUGGUGGUGGUGAACCUGAGAGCAGAGUCCAUGAUUGUGGGAAGCAAAUUGGAGGGCCUUGUCUGCUUUUUGAGAAGAAACUCAUCAACUGAUCAGUUUGCAUGGACAAUUAUGCCUUGCCAUGUUAGUUGACAUAAGAUUUUUUCGGUAGAACACACACAUGGUGUCUUAAAUAAUGUUGCUUGUUGUCUUAUGGCUGUGUGCCAACUUGGUUGUGUAUGGGUGCGGAAAACCACUCAUUUUUCUGGUCUGUUUUGAAUUGUGAUUGUGAUCACCAAAGUGUGCCUUCUGCUGGUGGGUUACUCGUCUAAUGAGAUUUUAAUCUAAUAAAAGAUCAAAUUAAAUUCUGAAUA